Spodoptera littoralis (African cotton leafworm) is the source of this 3064-nucleotide messenger RNA. NCBI's taxonomy places the organism in Eukaryota, Metazoa, Arthropoda, Insecta, Lepidoptera, Noctuidae. The record is from the annotation of a GenBank genome assembly.
GGCUAGUAACGAGAUAGAUGAGGCUUUAGCCUCGUUAGAAAUACUUAUGUCUGAGUUUUUUGCACCAGCCACAAGUAAUUUCAGGAAGAGAGAGAUUGAGAGUAUGCUUGAAAACUUUUCCAACCGAAGUGACUCCUGGAAACAUUGCUUGAUGUUCCUACAAAAAUCACAUAACCAUUAUGUUUUGAUGUUCACUUUGACUACUUUAGAAAAUAUCAUCAACCGGCAGUGGAUCCGUCUAUCAGACAAUGAGAAAACAGAGAUUCGUCUGACUCUAUGGAAUGAACUGUUGGCUAAACAUGAAGUCAUGAUAUAUUUCAUUAGAAACAAAGUAGCUGCACUGAUGGUCGCAAUAGCUCGCUAUGACUGGCCACAUUUAUAUGAUGAUUUCUUCAGUAAUAUCGUUGAGCUAAUCAGAAGUGAUGGCUCUCGUUGUCUUUUGGGUCUGGUUUUGGCUCAGGCAGCAAGUGAAGAACUUGGUGCCGCCCGUGACACAGGAGUCUUACUGCCAUCAGAACGUAAAAACCAACUUGAGCGCCUCAUGCUUAAAGGGAUGCCACAAUUAUUAAAUGCUCUCAGUGAUAUCUUAGAACGAAAUGCUCAGAAGGAAGGGCAGUCUAAUCCUCCCCCCUCACCAACUAGUGGUGCUCCACAAACAUCCGCUCUGCCAGAUCUAUUGACAAAUACACAUGAUGUUACUGCCAAUGAUAAGGUGCUCAAUAUGGAAAUAGUGGUGAAAUGUCUCACUACGCUCCAACAUUUGUUCUCAUGGUUACCAUUGUCCUCACAUGUGCCACCAUCACUAGUUACCACUGUGUUCUACUGGGGCAGUAUAGCAACCCAAUCCCAGAGCGUGGAGGCGGCGGUGUGCGGGCUGGGCGGGGUGUGCGAGCUGCUGUACCGGCGGUACGCGCCGCCGUCGUCGGCCGCCACGGCGCUGCGCCUGCAGCACUGCGCGCUCAGGCUGCUGCGGCAUCUCACGCACACGCAGCACGCCAUCAUGCACGCGCACCACGAUUACCUUAACAAGUUAGCAGAAUUCCUUAAACUGUUUGUAUCAUUGCAUUUCAAGAGAUUGGAGGCUGAACCAGAGUUUGAUGCUAUUGAAUUUUUGUCAUAUCUAUUCCAAUACACAUUCCAGGUGCCAACAUGUGCUAUAUUUAUAAACUGUUUAGAUAUAUGGAUACAAUUUAUCGAGAUCCUGAAGCCAGAAGAUACGCCAAAAUAUUGGGAAGCAUUACAAGCACUUGUUAAUGGAGUGCUAAACAAAAUUCAAUUCCAGCACAAUAAAGCGCAGUUGCAACACUUAGAUAACGAUGUUCGAGAUGAUGAUGGCCACACUGAGUGGCACACAUUCCUGAAACAUUGUAUAGAAUGCAUAGCGCGCGUCGCUGAAUUGGCACCACUUAACGUUUUCACCAUUGUGUUGGAGCGAUGGCAGUGCCUGGCGGGGGUGCACGCUCGCGCUGCCUCUCGCGGCGGCGAGGGCGAGCGACUGUUGGCCGCCUUGUUAGACCUCGCCACCCUCACUCGUGUACUGGGUCGGCUCGCACCCUCAUUGCUUGCAGAGGCGGAGAGCAGCCGGCGGGCGGCGGGCUGGGCGCUGGGCGCGGGGCUGCUGGAGCGCGCGGCGGCCGCGCUGGCGGGCGCCGCGCUCACCCGCCCGCACCGCGCCGCGCCCGCGCCGCACCUCGCGCACGCGCACGUGCAGGUGCACGCAGAAAUGUUCGCAUGUAUGGGCGCGUGGUGCUGCUACGCCAACGAGUGCGGAGUACCCGUGCAGACCAUGGAGAGUUUGUUCUCUUCUGCUGUACCCUUCCUACUGCCACAUGAAAUACCGGAACCUCCACUGUUAAGUCAUGCGGCAGCACAUUUAUUGCUGAGCCUGGCGAAGAACGUGAAGUUCAACUCAGACCCAAUAGCUCUCUCUGGUGACUUGUACGAAAAUGCUCAACGCUCUCUACUGUACUUGGAGACUAAGACAGCAGUAGUGGUACGUGAAGCGCUAGUGUCGCUGUCGCUGCGUGGGGGCGGGCCCGCCGGGGGCGUGGCCGGGGGCGCGGCGCGAGCGCUGAUUGGUGCGUGGGGCGCUGCGCUGACCACACAGGGCCCGGCACAAGCCCUGCCUCCUCUCACUGCGUUACUUCAUGCAUUCUCCGAUGCGCCUACACAGGCUAAGAAGAUAAUAGCAGAAGGUAUCCAGAGCUCGGCGGAGACAGCGCUACGCAUGCUGUGCGAGCCGACAUUCGCGACGGCGGAGGCAGAGAUCACGGACUUCUUCCUCGCACUCUUCACCGCACUACUGCCUCAACUCGGCACCUUCGCGUACACUGCCAUCGACGUGUUUGUAGAGGUCGCUCAGAGGGGUGGUGGUGAAAGCGGAUUGGAACGUUUGGUGGAAUGUGUUCGCUUGGGAAUCGAAGCUGGAGGCGGCGGCAUGCUAGUCCGCUCCGUACUGACGCUACUGCAGCGACACGUGCUACCGCGGGCCACUGUCGACUCGCCCGACCUCGCGCGGGCUGCCUACCGACUGCUGGCCAGUGUCCUGAUCCACCGCUGGCGCUACUUCUUCCCGACGAAGGUGGAGGAGGCAGAGAGCGCGGCGCGCGCCGACGAGCUGCGCGGCGCGCUGGCCGCGCUCGGCCGCGCGCUGCUGCAGCCAGACAUCGAACUGCUCAAACUUAACAUCGACACGCUCGACGCGCUCAACUCCAAGUGCAAGCUCUAUCAUAAGAUGAUGUUCCGCACGGAGUUCCUGGGCGAGUUCCUGUCGGUGCUGCUGGCGGGGCUGGCGGAGGGCGGCUGGCGCGCGCUGGCGCGGGACGAGGUGACGGCGGCCGUGCACGCCAUGGCGCUGGUGGACUUCCCAGCCUUCCGCGCCGCCUUCCUGCCGCACUUCCUCGCCUCGCUGCCCGGCCUCGCGCCCGACCAUCAACGACAUCUCGCGCAGUUCCCGCCCGAUACGGACUUGCCAACGUUCACGCAGAACAUCCAGCGUCUGAUGAAUGACGUGAACUGUUACCGCGCGUACAGUUCGCUCGCGCCGACCAGCAUGUCUUCCUAG